Molecule: messenger RNA, 903 nt
Organism: Lycium barbarum (goji berry)
Lineage: Eukaryota; Viridiplantae; Streptophyta; Magnoliopsida; Solanales; Solanaceae
Exons: 1
Coding region: 1-753 (250 amino acids)
Biological process (GO): protein ubiquitination
Cellular component (GO): cytoplasm
Molecular function (GO): zinc ion binding; ubiquitin protein ligase activity
Source: RefSeq, a predicted model, not a curated record
AUGAGAAACUACAUUCACUUGUUUGGUUUAUCCUGCAUCGUUAACCAACUCUCACAAAAACAAUCACCAAAGAAUGCUCAACCAUCUUCUUCUUCUUUACCCCUUUUAAACAUUAGAUCUUCCUUACGCAUUCGACAUGAUAAGUGGUAUAUACCAUCUUCAUAUAACUUAACACAGCCACAAGCACUUUAUCGUAGAAAAGUGAAAGAGGAAAUCCUAUCGAAUCAUAUCUAUCUCACCUCUUCAGUUGUCUUGUCCUACGACAGAUUCUACCGUGAAAUUUCAAAAUUGAUUGGGAGUUGGAACGUCACAUAUCAAGAUCAACGUGACUCUAUAGUGGAAAGUACAAUGAGGCAGGUGCGUAGUAUCGCUGAGUCUAACAAAGGUCAUCGCGGAGCGUUGGAGUUAUCUGUAGAUGUAAAAUUGGUAUGCCACCAUGUUCUUGAUGCAAGGAUUUUGUUUCCCGAAGAAGAGUUAUUAUCACAAUAUGGUAUGGUGCCAGCUAGUAAGUCAUCCAUGGAGUUGUUAAAGAAGACGAAGAUUGAUGAAGAAAAUAACAAGGAGGAAUGUAUGGUGUGUCUAGAAGAGCUUGUGAAGAAAGAACCUGAUCAUGAUAUACUUAGCAUGCCUUGUUCUCAUAUGUUUCAUGGAGAAUGUAUCGCCAAGUGGCUAGAGACAAGCCACUAUUGCCCUAUUUGUCGCUAUGAGAUGCCCAUGGAUGAAGAACCGAUGGUCGAACAGACGAACAAUUAAAUUUUACCUACUUUUAUUAUAGUGUGUGCUUUUAGAGUCGUGUGUAUGCAAGAACACUAUAGUACCAAUAAACAGUUUUAGCAAAUCUUUGGAGAUAAUCAUAUGUAAAAAUAGUGGUAGGAAACAAUAUUUGACCCGAUUGUUUGAAAU